UUAAUAAUCAAGAUAAUGUAUGUAAAGUUAAUAAUCAAGAAACGGAACAAAAUAGUGUUAUAACUUGCACUCAAACUUAUAUUGAAGGAAUCAUCUAUUUUCGCCUAUGUCCGAAAUUUUUUCGUUACUAUUUUCCAUACAUACGAGGAAUUGUUCGUAAAUAUCUCGAUAAUAAAAAGUAUUUAUAUCAAAGAUUAAUAAAUAUUAUUGAAAAACGUCGACGAGAAAUUAAUGAAAUUCCAUUAGAUGAAGAAUUAAGGAGUGAUAUGUUGACUUCUUUCAUUAUUGCGAAUACUGAUAGAGAUACGAAUAAGGGGAAAUUCUCAGAAAAAUACAAUGAAAAACCUAUGAAAAAUGAAGAGAUUUGUGGAAACUUAAUUGAUGCAUUUAUUGGAGGGACUGAUACUACUGCAAAUUUAUUCUGCUUUAUAGUCUACUAUCUUGCACACUACAAGCAAGUUUUAUCUCGUUUUCAUCAAGAACUUGACUCAAUAUUCCAAAAUGACAGAACACGAAAAAUGACACCUAAAGAUUUAGACAACCUUAAGUAUUGUGAAUCGAUAAUUAAAGAAGCAUAUCGACUACAUCCAGUAGUCUCUUUAAUUAUUCGUUCAAAUUCAGAAGAAGAUGAGAUUUGUGAAUAUAUUUGGCCAGCUAAUACUGAAUUUUUCCUAUUUCAUAAACCUAUGUUUAGACAUCCUGAUAUAUGGAAUAAUCCAUUAAAAUUUAAUCCUGAUAG
Racocetra persica is the source of this 739-nucleotide messenger RNA. Lineage: Eukaryota; Fungi; Glomeromycota; Glomeromycetes; Diversisporales; Gigasporaceae. The record is from the annotation of a GenBank genome assembly.